Messenger RNA from Carcharodon carcharias (great white shark), 3301 nucleotides. RefSeq names its product RNA guanylyltransferase and 5'-phosphatase (gene rngtt). Lineage: Eukaryota; Metazoa; Chordata; Chondrichthyes; Lamniformes; Lamnidae. Gene Ontology annotation, molecular function: mRNA 5'-triphosphate monophosphatase activity; mRNA guanylyltransferase activity; ATP binding. Gene Ontology annotation, biological process: 7-methylguanosine mRNA capping; protein dephosphorylation. The transcript has 18 exons. The record is from RefSeq and is a predicted model, not a curated record. Bases 564 to 2318 code for a protein of 584 amino acids.
ACCCACCCCUCCCCCCCCACCCCCAACCUCUCAUCACCCCGGAGCUACCGACUCGGCUGCUGUUGCCUCGGGGUUUCAAUAUUUAAAACAACAACAGAUCCGUGCCGGGAUAUUAGGGGAGCGGGAAGUGUCCGGGCUUGAGGCCUCCGAGCCGGGGACUCGCCUCUGAUGUGAGGGCGAGGGGAAGGAGAAGGGGAACCUGGGAACUACUGGGCGGCGACGUUUUUCCUCUUGCUGCUGCUGGCGGCGGCGGCCGGGUGCUGGCAACUUGUGGUGUGGGUGUGAGAUAUCAGCAUGUCAAACAACGCAAUCCCCCCGCGAUGGCUGCAUUGUCCGAGGAGAGGACAACCGGUGGCAGUGCUACCACCGAUUGCUCUGUCACCAGCAUUGGCUAGAGGCAUACCUAGUACAAAGGAAGAUGCUUGUAGUUGUUGGAGGCCAAUCAUCUCAAGCCCCAGGACAUCGCUGCAGGAGUUCCUCAUGGCAGUACCCUCAACCCAGCCAUUUUCUGUUGGCUUUGUCAAUAAUCUUCCCUUCAUCGAAAAUUUUUGCCACUGAAGACCAUGUUAGGAGCAAGGUAUGAUGAUCAAGUUCCUGAGGAGAAUCGAUUCCAUCCUAGUAUGCUUUCAAACUAUCUAAAGAGCUUGAAGGUGAACAUGGGACUCUUAGUUGAUUUAACAAACACAAGCAGGUUUUAUGACAGGGUUGAAAUAGAGAAAGAAGGAAUUAAGUAUGUUAAACUACAGUGCAAAGGACAUGCUGAGUGCCCCACUGAAGAAGUAACAAACAUGUUCAUUCGUUUGUGUGAGCAUUUCAUAAUGCAGCACCCCAUGGAAUUAAUAGGAGUACAUUGUACGCAUGGCUUCAAUCGAACUGGAUUCCUUAUUUGUGCUUACUUGGUGGAGAAGAUGGAUUGGAGCAUUGAAGCAGCAGUUGCUACUUUUGCUCAGGCAAGACCCCCUGGCAUUUAUAAAGGGGAAUACCUACAGGACCUUUUCAGCCGCUAUGGUGAAGUAGAAGAUGCUCCACCCCCACCAGAAAGACCAGAUUGGUGCUAUGAGGAUGACGAUGGAAAUGUUGAUGACGAUGGAUGUAGGAUCAGUAAAGAUUCAGAGCCUGGCUCUUCAGGCUCCAACCCAUGCAAAAGGAGAAAAGAACGCAUUAAGUUGGGAGCAAUUUUUCUGGAGGGCAUGCAAGUUAAAGGUGUGACACAGGUGACAAUCCAAUCCAAGUUAGGAGAGAUCCAAAGGAAAUGUCAGCAGUACUGUGGAUGGGAAAGGGCAGGAUUUCCUGGAGCCCAGCCUGUUUCCAUGGAUAAACAAAACAUUAAAUUUCUUGAACAAAAGCCAUAUAAAGUCAGCUGGAAAGCAGAUGGAGCACGGUAUAUGAUGAUUAUUGAUGGCAAGAAUGAAGUGUACAUGCUUGACAGAGACAAUUCAGUGUUUCAUGUAGCAAACCUGGAGUUUCCUCUUCGGAAAGAUCUUCGUAUUCAUCUGACUAACACCCUAUUGGAUGGGGAAAUGAUCAUUGACAAAGUUGAUGGAAAACCUGUUCCUCGGUACUUGAUUUACGACAUAGUAAAAUUUAGUGGGAAGCCAGUUGGUGACUGUGAUUUUAAUGUUCGAUUGAGCUGUAUUGAAAAGGAGAUAAUACAACCACGGCAUGAAAAAAUGAAGAGUGGGCAGAUUGACAAAACAAGGGAACCAUUUAGUGUUCGAAACAAGCCAUUCUUUGACAUCAAUGCUGCAAGAAAGGUUUCUGCCAAGCUCUCCUUAUUCCUUAGUGAUUGGAAGCUGCUGGAAGGAAGCUUUGCUCGUGAAGUCAGCCAUGAAGUGGAUGGACUGAUUUUCCAACCAACUGGGAAGUACAAGCCUGGUCGGUGUGAUGAUAUACUAAAGUGGAAACCUCCAAGCCAUAAUUCUGUUGACUUUCGUCUGAAAAUAACAAAAGUUGGAGGAGAAGGGUUGCUGCCACAGACUGUAGGACUACUAUAUGUUGGCAAUUAUGAACGCCCUUUUGCACAGAUGAAGGUGAACAAAGAACUAAGAAUGUAUGAUAACAAGAUCAUUGAAUGCAAGUUUGAGAACAACAGCUGGGUUAUUAUGCGUGAAAGAGUAGACAAGAGCUUCCCAAAUUCCUAUGACACAGCUAUGGCUGUCUGCGGCAGUAUCACUAAUCCAGUUACAAAGGAAUUCCUGUUUGAAUUCAUUGAAAGGAAUCAGAUGCAAUCCCAAAGAGAGCCAAGGAAAAAGUCUCUGGAUAUGGACUCUGAACUAAUGCCACCACCUCCUCCGAAGCGACCAAACCAUGCUUUGUAAGCGUCGGAUUUGUAGACAUUGCAUCUCUGUAAAAGGUUUCAAAUACAGUCAUUGUUUUUGCAGGUCUGUAUACACUGAUAUCAAAACUAUCCUCUCUGGUGGGGGUGGUGGGGGGUGUUGGUGGAGGGUGAUAGAUUGAGAUUGCCUUUACCAUCAUUAGAUAUUUCCCUCUGAAUUCAACAAACUGUAAAAUGUAAAAAUCAUUACUUAUUAGGAACAAUUUUUUAUUUGUUUUCUUUAAAUAAUAACAGGUCUCCAUAUUUCAAAAGUUGUUUGUGGGUUCUUCUUUUGUUACUGCAUUACAAACCCUAGUCCCUAUUUUAUAUUUGCAAGAGACUACAAAUAUAUAAAAGUUUCUUCUAUGGAGAAAAUCAUACUUUUUUUGUUUUUCACCCUCUAGAUCAGUUGAUUCAAAGCACUCAAUGCAGUGAAGCUAUUUUGCUCGCUAUUAUUUUUGCAGUCUGUCCUGGAUAUAAGAUGGAGACUAAAUUGUCAUACAGUUUUCUAAUUUUUUCUUUUUAAAUUUAAUGUACUUGAUAGCUUUAAUAGACAAACUAUGCAGGCCACAAAAUGAAAGAAUUCUAUUCAAUAGGUUUAUUUUGUGCACUGAAACAAUACUAGAGUGUGGUAAGUGAACCAACUUUCUGUUAAUUGAAUAAAGAUUUCCCCACUCAUUUCUCCCCUCCACCCCAUCUCACCCCCGCAACUACUCCACACACACACACACACCACAUGUAUUUGCUUUAAUUUAAAAAAGGUAGGCUUAUCAGCCUGAGUGCUUCCCCCAUUCCACUUCCCAUUUGCUGGCUCACUAAGUUUCCUGUUUUCUCUUUUAAAUGUAGGGGGCUUGAUGUAAACAAUUGCAAUAAGUAAAAUACAGAACCUUCUACCUGCUUAAAAUGGAGUGUGUUGGAUUAUGUAAUUUUUAGAAGAACUUUGUUGCAUCUUUUUUGUCUGUUAAUUAAUAAAGAAAGAUGUUUUGA